AUGAGUAUUGACCUUGUUGACCCUUGCGUUCUGUCAGAUCGAGUCCUGGCAAUUUCCCAAUGCAUUGGGUUCGCUCCGGCUUUGCUUUGGGAUGACCUUGCUCUUUACAGCGUUUCAGGAGGUCCAGAAUGCGGCGCCGCUGAAUAUCAAAGAAGUUGGGCUGGGAAAUUUCG
Messenger RNA from Cladocopium goreaui, 173 nucleotides. The record is from the annotation of a GenBank genome assembly. NCBI's taxonomy places the organism in Eukaryota, Dinophyceae, Suessiales, Symbiodiniaceae.